Messenger RNA from Staurois parvus, 352 nucleotides. The record is from the annotation of a GenBank genome assembly. Lineage: Eukaryota; Metazoa; Chordata; Amphibia; Anura; Ranidae.
UUACACUUGGCACAAUGCAGUCAGACAAGCACCAUUCUUCUGACAACCGCCAAAACCCAGACAUGUUCAUCGGAUUGCCAGACAGAGAAGCGUGAUUCAUCAUUCCAGAGAACACAUCUCCACCGCUCUAGAGUCCAGUGGCGGCUGGCUGGCUUGCUGUUGUUCCCAGUUGCUUCCACUUUGUUAUAAUACCACUAACAGAUGACCAAAGAAUAUUUAGUAGCAAGGAAAUUACACGGAUGGGCUUAUUUCACAGGUGUUAACCUAUCACGGUACCACGCUUGAAUUCACUGAGCUCCUGAGAGUGACCCAUUCUUUCACAAAUGUUUGUAGAAGCAGUCUGUAUACCUAG